CUAUAAUUGUAGUAACAGCGAAAAGCAACGAGCGAAAAAUAUUUUAAAAAAUAUCUUAAUUAUCCUAUAACUACUUAUUCGAAAUUUUGAAAUUAAAUUGGGUUAUUUUAUAAAUACUUUGGCAAUUAAACUAGGUUUUAUUUAUACACAUAUGUAUACAUAUGUAUGUACGUUAUAUCUGAAGAGAAGCUAUGUUCAUACAUACAAUGUGUACCUCAACAGUAUGUACUUUUAGGACUAAGCACUAGUAAACGUAAAAAAUAAUUAUAUAUCUUAAUUUAUAAUAUAAUGAUUAUAUAAAAUGAGUGUAUAUCACGACGAAGUUGAAAUAGAAGACUUUGAAUAUGAUGAGGAAGAGGAAAUGUACUACUAUCCGUGCCCAUGUGGUGACAGGUUUCAGAUUUCCAAAGAAGAGCUAAUAGAAGGCGAAGAAGUUGCUAUUUGUCCCAGUUGUUCUUUAAUCAUAAAAGUUAUUUAUGAUCCAGAAAUGUUUAAAGCCGAGGAAGAGGAAGACACUGUUCUUAAUGAAAAGUUAACUCAAUUAAAAUUGGAAAUCAAUUAAUGUAUAAUUUAUAAUUUAAAAUGAUAAACACUUUCUAUAGAUUUUAUAUUUUAGUCAAAUAAAGUUUUUUUUUAAUUUAAAAUAAAUAAAUGUAUAUUUGUAUACACAAGAUCUCA
Molecule: messenger RNA, 678 nt
Organism: Lucilia sericata (common green bottle fly)
Lineage: Eukaryota; Metazoa; Arthropoda; Insecta; Diptera; Calliphoridae
Gene: Dph3
Product: DPH3 homolog
Exons: 4
Coding region: 302-562 (86 amino acids)
Biological process (GO): protein histidyl modification to diphthamide
Molecular function (GO): metal ion binding
Source: RefSeq, a predicted model, not a curated record